AAAACAACCAGACUUGUGGGUUGAGAUAAGAACAGUUUAAUAAUUAAAGUAAAAUAAUAGUGAUAAUAAAGAUUAUUAUAGUAAUAACAAUAAUGAUAAUGUAAUACAAAGGAAAAGGGACAAAAACAGAAACACAAACGAUACAACUGACCACCACCCGUCGACCGACGCUGCUGGUCCCCGAUUGCUGCCUCCCUCCCCUGGCCAGCCCCUCCCAGUUAACAUACUGGGCACGACGUUACAUGAUAUGGAAUAUCCCUUUGGCCAGUUUGAAUCCGUUCUCUUAGCUGUGCCCCCUUCCCUCCUGGCUUCUUGUGCACCCAGCAGAGCAUGGGAAGCUAGACAUGUCCUUGACUAGUACAAGCACUACCCAGCAACAACUAAGCCAUCGGUGUGUUAUCAACAUUGUUUUCAUACUAAGUCCAAAGCACAGCACUAUACCGGCUACAGUGCAGAAAAUUAACUCUGUCCCAGCUAAAACCAUGAGACACCUUAGCCCUUGAUUUAUGUGCAAAGGUAAAAGGUAGGGAUGUUAGUAAGUUAAGAAUAAACUUUUUCAUGGCAGUUGGAUAAAUAGUAGUGUUAGGAAGCUUGACUAGUUUUCUAAAAACAGUAAGGCUAAUUUAUUAAGAAAUCACAUUGUUAGUGCUUUUGUUAUCCCAUACCUAAUAGCCGAUUCACCAAGAACUUGGUAAUGCUUUUUGGGUUCUUUGUUAUGUUCUUAUUUGGUAUAAACCUAAUCUCUCCAUUUGUUUUCUAGACUGUAAGUGCCUUGGUCUGAAGAUCAUUGUUGUUGUGCUGAUCUUCCAGUAUUGAUACCUGUCUUGGUCCUUUCUAAAAAUUUCAUGAUUCUCUUGCUUGGAGAUGAGAACUGUAUCUGAGGGAAGGAGGGAAAAAAAAAAUUUUUCUUGCUGUAGUCUGUUCACAUUUGAUUUGCUGUUUCUUAAUUUAACAUCUCUUAUAUUGGUUCAUCUGUAAACAUAUAUCCUCUUCUGUUUCUAUACUGUUGCUGAGCAUGAUUAAUCAGUAAAAGUGACCUUGGUUCCUGUUAGAAAGAGAAGCCAUUUUAGUGAGCAUUCUAUGACUCUAGAACUUCUGUGUUUUGGGUUUGGGUUUUUUUUGGUGUUGUUUUUGUGGGUGGGUGGUUUUGGUUUUUUUUUUUUUUUAAAAUACUGGUCUGACAUAAUUGGAUUCUUUAGAAAAUUUCUCUGGAAUUUCUUUUGAAAUUAAUUUAGAAGAGUGUGUUGGAUGACUUCAGUAGAGUGAUUUAUAACAAGUUAUUUGGGUGACACGUAGUUUAAAACUUGUCUCUGUUUAAUGAUAGUGGAUUUUGUGCAUCUUACCUUAUAGUUUAACUCUGGUAUCAGAGGUACCUAAAAACUUUAGUAUGAGCUCACUGCAUAAAAAAGAACUAGCAGCUCAACUUAGUAGUGCAGUUAAAUGCUUACAAAUCUGCUAUACUUCCUUUUAGAAGUUGGAACAUUCUCCUCUGUCACUGGAAGCCUGCAGUAGUCCUGUUCAGGCCAGAAUACAACAAUAAUUAUCAGAUAUCAAGUUCACAUUCCACAGCUCUUACUAAAACUUACUCAAAUUACAGCAGCUUUAGAUUAAAGUGAACUCCAUCUGUGCUCACUAACAGAUCUGUGCUCACUAACAGAUCUCCGCUCUGUUGUGCAGAGAUGCGGAAUAUGCAUUUAUUUGGGUCUCCCUGUAAAAUGCAAGUGGAUGUUAAUUAUGUUUUCACUAGCUGAAUUUCUAGUAGUGUGUAUAUAAUGCUUUUGAGUCAUUGACAAUUUUGCAGUAUUUAGCUGCAGAGCAUGAUUCACAUACCCUUAUAAUUCAGGCAGUUGAAUCUAUUUCUUUCCUUUCUGUGAUAUUGUUCAGCUUCAGGUAAUGUAGUUUGCAUUAUCUUGCAUUCUCUUGCUCGCUGAGAGAUGUUUUCCCACCUGUGGAGAGAGCAUGGGGUAGAAAAAGUACUCUUGGGUUUUAUCUUGAGCCAUUACCUUCUCUUGCCCAUUUUCAAACUGGAGAAUUUUACUGAAUUUUGACAGUAUUUCUGGACACGUAAACACUGUUUCCAUUAAAUCUAGAGAAAAUAUGGCUUGUGGUGGUCCUGAGCAUUUAGUCUUUUAUUAAGGAACUUUAAUGUGGCCCCUAAAAUUAACUUUUAGGGACUAAUUUGAAAAAUCAGCUUCUAGGAAGCUAAUGAAAUGGCUCCUGCAAUCCAUUCUAGAUAGUACCGGAAAAUAUUUCAACAAGCUAAUUUUGCCACAGCUUUCUGAUCAGACCUUACACAAGAUGUUUCAUCCCAUUUAUAAGAGGAAAUAAAGGAGUGAAUGUUACAGUUGUAUUUUCAUGAUGCCUGUGAUAUAUUUGAUUAGUGUGACACUUUGGUAAUAAAAGCACAGAUGCUAUAAAUGAGAUGAGGCUAGUUAGAUUCUAAAAACAGAUCUGUGUGAGAAAAUAAUACCAGAAAACAGAAGGGAAAUAAUGGUCAAAAUGCCACAAGUGUAAUCCUCUUGUAAGAUAAGCAUCUGAAAAGUACUAAUUUCUUGGGUGUUUGGUGGUGUGGGUUUUUUUGUUUGUUUGGUUUGGUUUUUUUCCCCCAAUUACAGGGACUUGCCAUGAGGUGCUGAAGCCUUGUUUAAUUGAUUUGGAGAGACUGGACCUAAAUGGCGCAGCAUGACUUCGCUCCAGCCUGGCUUAAUUUUCCUACUCUGCCAUCAUCAACAAAGUCAUCACUGAACUUUGAGAAACAUUCUGAAAAUUUUUUGUGGACAGAGAAUCAUUAUGAAGCAAGUCACAGAAGACACAACUCUUUAGAUGAGUUUGAUCCUAACGUUGGAUGGCCUAAUGGAGGGCAUUUUGGGAAAAAAGAGAAGAAUGGUUGGCGUUCACAAGGCAGAAAUGGUACAGAAAAUAUAAACUAUCGUGGGGGAUACCAUGGUGGAGGUUCCUGCACUCGUACCAGCGCUUUCCACUGUGGAAAAGGCCAAGGACUGCCUGAAAACAAUGUAUCUGAUAAUGAAACUGGGAAAAAGGAAGACAAGGAAAUGCCCAAACAGUUUGAGGCUGAGGAUUUUCCAUCUUUGAAUCCUGAAUAUGAGAGAACAACAAGCCAGAAUAAGUCUUUAGUGGCAGGUGUGUGGGAGUACCCUUUGAAUCCUAAAUCUAGAUCUCCAAGAAUGCUGGUCAUUAAAAAGGGCGGUACAAAAGAACUGCAGAUAUCUGGAUUCCCUGUAGUAGGAAGUCUUCAUUCACAGCCAGUAAAGAAUAGAACUGGCACAAGUGUUUAUAAAGGAUUAGCCCCUAAAACUGCUAUUCCACCCGCAAAGCCUACGCAGUGGAAAAGCCAAGCAAAAGAAAAUAAACUUGGGAAUCCAUUUUCUCAUGAAUCUGCAUAUGGUAUUGGCAAUUUCAGUCCUUUCAGAAGAACUGCCAAGGCAUUUACUGUAUCACAGAAUUCAGUGAAAGAGUGUAAUUGGUCAAAUUCGUCAUCCCCUACUGACAAAGUUGGUCAGCCUCGUUUAACAAAAUUGACAAGAACACGGACUGAUAAGAAGAGUGAAUUUCUGAAAGCAUUGAAACAAGGUAGAGUUGAAGAGGAACGUGAGGAUGAGAAGCACGCUGGGCAAGAGAAGGUAGUUUUGUUCAUACCUAUUGUAGAUCCAGCAGUAACAGUUCUCAGACUGACCAUAAACAACUACUUAUUUGGCUGUAAACAGUUAUUAAGUCAUGGCCUUGAUACCUAAAUGAGGGAAAGGAAGUACCUUUUGGUGAAUUUCAAAAAACGUACUCCAAGUACUGCUCUUUCUCCAGUACUACCUAGUAGUUGUCUCUUCUUUCUGCAGUAUUUGCUCAUACCUGUUAGGGA
Molecule: messenger RNA, 3874 nt
Organism: Phalacrocorax carbo (great cormorant)
Lineage: Eukaryota; Metazoa; Chordata; Aves; Suliformes; Phalacrocoracidae
Source: RefSeq, a predicted model, not a curated record